GGACAAUCUAGUCUAUACUGUUAUCUUCUAUUGACCGGUUCCUCCGGACAUGAACUGUGAUUAUCAGUACUUUAUUCAUAUUCAAUUUAGUUCUAUGUAGAGGAAAUAAUUGCUUUAUCAGUACAAUCAACAGACUAACCAAGUGGGUCACUUUCCUAUGUAUAAUGGACAGAAACAGAUUUGUCUGGUAGGCAUUCGGAGAGUUUCAGACUUGAGAAAGUUCAGUGUUAGUUUUCAGCCUUCAGGACGUUUAGCGUGAGUCUUCUGGAUAUUCAGUGGUUUGAUUUUCAGGUGUGAGCUGACGAUCAGGAGCAUCUCGACUGUCUCUGAGAUUUACCAUUCCUGUAUACCUGGUGUGGUGAUGUCUGGAGCUACAGCUCUGAGUAGAGCUCAGUUAGUUGUUGUUGAUACUUGUUAGUGAAAGGACUAAGACCACCAGGUACAAGUGCUUCAUCAGGUCUCGAAUGUCAUAUCUGGAGGAAAAGGCCCUGACAGUGUAUAUAUAUGCAACAUGUUUGCAGACAAAAAAGCCCUGAUUGUGUUCACAAUAGAUAAGAAAUAAGAGGCCCUGAUCUUGUAUAUAUAUACAACAAUAGAUAAGAAAUAAGAGGCCCUGAUCUUGUAUACAGCUUACAUGCUCUCAAAGAAACCAGGGUUUCUUAAAGACGAAGAUGGCUGCAAGUUUGGAUAAGGUGAAGAUAAUAGCUAAUGAGGAGACACAAGUAUGUGAAGGUUACGGUGCUCUGGAAGGACCAGACUUUUCACGGUACGAAUCCGUAUAUGGGAAUAAAUUCCCCAAUGAUGUGGAGUACGCUAACAGGGUUUAUGAGGCAGAGCUAGCGAUCGACGCGGGCAAGACCCCAACACUGAGUGAGAAGGGCACAAGUGGCUGUUACUUUGUACAGAACAGACAGGGCAAAACUGUCGGGGUAUUUAAACCGAAAGACGAAGAACCAUACGGGCAGUUAAACCCAAAGUGGACAAAAUGGAUGCACAAACUUUGUUGUCCGUGUUGUUUUGGACGAAGUUGUCUUGUACCAAACCAGGGAUACUUAUCUGAAGCCGGAGCUAGUGUGGUGGACCAGAAACUCCAGUUAAAUGUAGUUCCCAAAACAAGAGUAGUAAAAUUAGCCAGUGAUACUUUUAAUUACAAUGCAAUAGACAGAGCAAAGUCUAUAACAAAGAAAAACAUUCUGGAAAAGCUGCCUAAUGUGGGUCGACAUUUCCACAGAAUAGGCUUACCACCAAAGACGGGAUCAUUCCAAUUUUUUGUCAACAACUUCAAAGAUGCCGACUUCUGGUUACGGAAGUUUGACAACGAAGAUUUACCAAUCUCUACGGCAACACGACUUCAACAUUUAUUUGAACGACUUGUAGUGCUAGAUUAUAUAAUCAGAAAUACUGAUAGAGGAAAUGAUAACUGGCUUAUACGAUAUGAACCAGCCACAUCACGUGGACAAUCAGAAGAGGAAAGUGAAUGGAACUUUGUAGAUAACCCAGUCAUAUCUGUUGCUGCAAUAGACAAUGGAUUAGCAUUCCCCUUUAAACAUCCAGAUGAGUGGAGAGCAUAUCCCUACCAUUGGGCGUGGCUACCCCAGGCGAAGGUACCCUUCUCUGACGAGAUCCGGGAUCUUGUCCUGCCCCAAUUAUCAGACAUGAACUUCGUCCAGGAUCUGUGUGAUGACCUCUGGGAAUUAUUUAAGACUGACAAAGGUUUUGACAGAAGGACUUUUGACGGCCAGAUGUCUGUGAUGCGAGGCCAGAUACUUAAUCUUACACAAGCCUUGAAGGACAAGAAGUCACCAGUACAGCUGGUACAGAUGCCUGUUGUUACUGUAGAACGGAACAAAUCUGGGAAUGGGCGGUCUCGCACAGAGAGUGAGACAUUCACACAGAGCUUCUCCCACAGAGCACCGUUCUUUUCUUGGUGCUGAGGCAGGAAACUCCUACAAGAGACACAGAUAUUCCUACUUUAGAUACGAAGACCAGAGGAGACAGUCGGAGAAGUCUCCUCUAAAUAACGGGGACUGUGAUUAUGUUUCCUGUAGACAGAGAGACAUUACAAGAGACACAGGAGAGGUGAUGAUCGUGUAUUUGGCCGUAAGACACCCCUAAGGAUGGAAGUGAUCUCUGCCGCCUCAGACACAUGUAUUUACAGUAUCUCUGUACAAGGUUUCUCUGUCUACAACCUGGAGUGUAGACCAGAUACACACCUGAAACAAAGCAGCUGUAAUUAUAACUUCACAAUGCAUAUGGUUGAGUGAUUUUUAUGAUCAGAUGACAUAGCUGUGUGGUUGGCAUAGAUUAAAUAUUCGUUCAUGCCAAAGAAAUACCUUUCAAGGGACGGGAGUAAAAUAAUCAUUCUAUACUUCAACUUUAAGAGCGAGACAGAAUAUCUCAAUUCUUCAGCCAAUAAGUUUAUAAACUGUCUCUGUUUCUCUGCAGGACCUCAGACUCCAUAUUUAAUCAUGUUACUCUUGGAAUUGGGAUUUUUCUGAGACAACAGAUUCACACAAGAAACACAUGUCAAAAAAAAUAGAACAUUCAUUUGAAGUUGAGGCAUCUCAGAAUCACAUAGGAAAGCAUGGCAGAUAGGAGAUAAAUCAUAGACCUGUAAACAUUACUGUUUUCACAUUUAACAUCCCAGGCGAUGUCUCUCUAUGACUUGGUAUCCCAGGGAACGUCAGUGUUUAAUUUGGUGGGCAAGCUGAUAUGUGGAUAUAAUUUGGUUUAAACCUUACUAUCUACUAAAAAAAAGGGAUACACCUGUCAUAACGAUUGCAUGACGUCACGUCAACAAUGCAACUCCAAUCUACUGGAACUUAUGAAAUAAAUGUUUGCCUUUCUUGAAAUUACCACUUGUAUCUUAUGUGGGACAAAAAGUAAUCAUUACCCAAACAUGAGAGUGAGACAGAAACAUUUCAACCAUCGGGUUAAGGUGUCUAGCCCUCAGAAAAAAUAAAGAUUAUAUUUAUCUGCUCAUAUCACACAGGGCUGUUUGAUUGCUUUUCUCCCACACAUAACUACUGAA
Molecule: messenger RNA, 3031 nt
Organism: Mizuhopecten yessoensis (Yesso scallop)
Lineage: Eukaryota; Metazoa; Mollusca; Bivalvia; Pectinida; Pectinidae
Product: phosphatidylinositol 4-kinase type 2-beta-like
Exons: 9
Coding region: 672-1934 (420 amino acids)
Biological process (GO): endosome organization; Golgi organization; phosphatidylinositol phosphate biosynthetic process
Cellular component (GO): plasma membrane; trans-Golgi network; endosome
Molecular function (GO): 1-phosphatidylinositol 4-kinase activity
Source: RefSeq, a predicted model, not a curated record